UUUUUAUUCAAGAUUACAAGGUUUAUUUUUGUUGUCAUUGUACAACACAGGGUUGUGAAACAAAAUGCAAUUUGCAGUCCCAUUUUGCAACAUGAGAAAAACAUAAAAAGCUAAAUAAUAUAGUGGAGAGGUGAACAAGCUCAGGCCCCACAACAAUGUAUUAAGAUGUGGUAUUUUAGAAAAUACACUGGUUGAUUGUUGAGAACUGCAAUAACAUAAACAGUACUGCAAUAACGAAAAAAAUGCCUUUCAUUUAUAUAAUAAUAAUAAUUCGGACUUCUAAAGCGCUUUUCUAAAUAUUUAUCUCUCUCUAAAUAUGAAUAUUAUAAAUAAAAUAUUCAAAUGAUGCUACAAAAAAGUGUUUCAUUUAUCUCUCUCUAUACAUGAAUAUUAGAAAUAAAAUAUUCUAAAAAAAUAAUAAUAAAAAAAACGAUACAUGUUUUGUAAUAUUUGUGUUUCGUGUGAAAUAACAAUUGUUAUUUUGUCAUUUCUCUAUUUGUGUACCGUCAUGUGGUCAAUAUUUUUUUGUUACAACAGCCGGACAGAGCGAGGACGUUUUAUUUAUCUCUCUAUAUAUGAAUAUUAUAAAUAAAAUAGAAUUUAAAAAAUAAAAUAAAAAAGCAAUACAUGUUUUGUAAUAUUUGUCUCUCGUGUGAAAUAACAAUUGUUAUUUUGUCAUUGCUCUAUUUGUGUACCGUCCUAUAUAUUCUGAAUAAAAUGUUAUUUACUUAUGUGGUCAAUGUUUUCUUUUUACAACAGCCGGACAGCGCGAGGAGGGGAGCGCCGGGGUGACGUCAUCGUGAUCCACAUCCACAGCGGCAGGAGGGGCGAGGCGGCCGCGGAUCCACCGGCAACAUGGCGUCCUGAGGUCGGAGAGGGAAAGAAAAACAAGGAUUCGCGUCGCGUGCCGGACAGAUUACCGCCCGUCCCAGCACCUUAGACCGGGACCCGAGGUGCUCCCCCUCCCCCCUCCCCCUCCCCACCACCACCAAAGAUUCAGGAUACACACUUUUUUUUAUUUUUUCCUAUCGGUGAAUUUCCAUUCGCGAUCCGCGGAAGAUGGCCGACCCGGCGGAGUGCACCAUCAAGGUGGUGUGCCGCUUCAGGCCCCUGAACAGCUCCGAGGUGGUCCGAGGCGACAGAUACAUCCCCAAGUUCCAGGGGGAGGACGACGUCAUCAUCGCGAGCAAACCGUACAUGUACGACAAAGUGUUCCAGUCGAAUACGACACAGGAACAAGUCUACAACGCCUGCGCCCAGAAAAUCGUAAAAGAUGUUCUGGACGGAUACAAUGGGACAAUAUUUGCCUACGGGCAGACGUCAUCCGGCAAAACACACACCAUGGAGGGGAAUCUCCAUGACACGGAUGGGAUGGGCAUCAUCCCCAGGAUAGUUCAAGACAUCUUCAACUACAUCUAUUCCAUGGAUGAGAACUUGGAGUUUCAUAUCAAAGUUUCGUAUUUUGAAAUUUACUUAGACAAGAUCCGGGAUCUCUUGGAUGUGUCGAAGACCAAUUUGUCGGUGCACGAAGACAAGAACCGGGUCCCGUACGUCAAGGGCUGCACUGAGAGGUUUGUCUGCAGCCCGGACGAGGUCAUGGACACCAUCGAUGAGGGCAAAUCGAACCGGCACGUCGCCGUCACAAACAUGAACGAGCACAGCUCCAGGAGUCACAGCAUCUUCCUCAUCAACGUCAAACAGGAGAACACUCAGACGGAGCACAAGCUCAGCGGGAAGCUCUACCUGGUGGAUCUGGCCGGCAGCGAAAAGGUCAGUAAAACGGGGGCAGAGGGCGCUUUGCUGGAUGAAGCCAAGAACAUCAACAAGUCUCUGUCGUCUUUGGGAAACGUCAUCUCCGCUCUGGCCGAAGGGACGUCCUACAUCCCCUACAGGGACAGCAAGAUGACCCGCAUCCUGCAGGACUCGCUGGGUGGUAACUGUCGGACCACCAUCAUCAUCUGCUGCUCGCCGUCCUCCUACAACGAGUGCGAAACCAAAUCCACCCUCAUGUUCGGACAAAGAGCAAAGACCAUCAAGAACACGGUCACGGUGAACGUGGAGCUGACGGCGGAGCAGUGGAAGCAGAAGUACGAGCGUGAGAAGGAGAAGAACAAGACCCUGAGGAACACCGUCACCUGGCUGGAGAACGAGCUCAACCGCUGGAGGAACGGGGAAAGCGUGCCGGCGGCCGAGCAGUUCGACAAGGAGAAGGCGAAGGCCGAGGUGCAGGCGCUGGACAACAUCAUCAACGAGAAGCAGGCGUCCACGCCCAGCGUGCCGGGCGUCCGCCUCACCGACGUGGAGAAGGACAAGUGUGAGGUGGAGCUGGCCAAACUCUACAAGCAGCUGGACGACAAGGACGAGGAGAUCAACCAGCAGAGCCAGCUGGCUGAGAAGCUGAAGCAGCAGAUGCUGGACCAGGAUGAGCUGCUGGCGUCGUCCCGCCGCGACCACGAGAACCUCCAGGCGGAGCUGAACCGCCUGCAGGCGGAGAACGAGGCCUCCAAGGACGAGGUGAAGGAGGUGCUGCAGGCGCUGGAGGAGCUCGCCGUCAACUACGACCAGAAGAGCCAGGAGGUGGAGGACAAGACCAAGGAGUACGAGGCCAUCAGCGACGAGCUCAGCCACAAGUCGUCCAUCCUGUCGUCUCUGGACUCCGAGCUCCAGAAGCUGAAGGAGAUGUCCAACCACCAGAAGAAGCGCGUGACCGAGAUGAUGUCGUCUCUGCUCAAAGACCUCGUGGAGAUCGGCAUCGCCGUGGGCAGCAACGACAUCAAGCAACACGAGGGCAGCGGCAUGAUCGACGAGGAGUUCACCGUGGCGCGGCUCUACAUCAGCAAGAUGAAGUCUGAGGUGAAGACGAUGGCCAAGCGCUGCAAGCAGCUGGAGGGAACGCAGGCGGAGAGCAACCAGAAGAUGGAGGAGAACGAGAAGGAGCUGGCCGCCUGCCAGCUGCGCAUCUCCCAGCACGAGGCUAAAAUCCGGUCCCUGACGGAGUACCUGCAGAACGUGGAGCAGAAGAAGCGUCAGCUGGAGGAGAACGUGGACUCUCUGAACGAGGAGUUUGUGAAGCUCAGCGCUCAGGAGAAAGUCCACGCGAUGGAGAAAGAGAGCGAGAUCCAGACCGCCAACGAAGUCAAGGAAGCCGUGGAUAAGCAGAUCCACUCCCACCGCGAAGCGCACCACAAGCAGAUCAGCAGCCUGAGAGACGAGCUGGACAGCAAGGAGAAGCUCAUCACCGAGCUGCAGGACCUGAACCAGAAGAUCAUGCUGGAGCAGGAGAGGCUGAGGGCCGAGCACGAGAAGCUCAAGUCCACCGACCAGGAGAAGAGCCGCAAGCUGCACGAGCUGACGGUGAUGCAGGACAGGCGGGAGCAGGCCAGACAGGACCUGAAGGGCCUGGAGGAGACGGUGGCCAAGGAGCUGCAGACGCUGCACAACCUGAGGAAGCUCUUCGUCCAGGACUUGGCUACCAGAGUGAAGAAGAGCGCCGAGAUGGACUCUGACGACACCGGGGGCAGCGCCGCGCAGAAACAGAAGAUCUCCUUCCUGGAGAACAAUCUGGAGCAGCUCACCAAGGUUCACAAACAGCUGGUACGUGAUAACGCAGACCUGCGCUGCGAGCUUCCGAAGCUGGAGAAGCGUCUGCGUGCGACGGCUGAGCGGGUCAAGGCCCUGGAGUCGGCGCUGAAGGAGGCCAAGGAGAACGGCGCCCGCGACCGCAAGCGCUACCAGCAGGAGGUGGACCGCAUCAAGGAGGCCGUCCGGGCCAAAAACAUGGCCCGGAGGGGGCACUCGGCCCAGAUCGCCAAGCCGAUCCGGCCCGGGCAGCAGCCGGUGGCGUCGCCCACCCACCUCAACAUCAACCGCAGCGGGGGGGGCUUCUACCAGAACAGCCAGGCGGUGUCCAUCAGGGGGGGCGGCGUCGCCGCCCCCCCCGCCAGCAGCAGCAGCAGCAGCAGCAAGAACUGAGGAGCAACGGGAUCGAAGGACGACGCCACUGAAGAAGCCAAUCACCACCCCCCCCCCCCCACCCCCCAUCCCAGCGAACUGAGGAGUUUCUGAAUUAUAAAUAUAUAUAUAUAUAUAAAUAAUCCCGGCCUGUACAGCUCCACCCUCACUCCCCAAUUCUCAUCGCGACUUUUUUCUCGUACUGGAUAUAAUAAUAAUAAUAACGAUUAUUAAUACAUAAAUGAAAAGACAACGCAUUUAAUUUACAAAGAGAAAGAUAAUAUUCGUAUCGUUGUGCGAGGAGCUGAAUGUAAAGGGAGCGAGAGACCCCGCGCCCCCCCCCCCCCCCCCUUCAAAAUAAAGAAGAUUAAAAACACAACCUAAAACAGCUCUACGGUGGCCCGACGGGCCCGAUCUGAACCUCUGAAGAGGGGAGAAAAAACUAAAAGAAUCACUGAAAAAAAAUCUGUUUUGAGAUGACUGUACAGAUGUAAAAUUAACUGCUGCACACACGGAGAGAGAGAGAGAUGGAGAGAGAGAGAGACGGAGAGACACCGUGCGACAGCCUACUGUAGAUGUAUUUAACAAAAUACCCGCCGCAGAGGCCACUUAUUUUUAUCAUUAAGUUAAAAUGAAAUCUGUACUCGUUAUUGGUGACUUCAUGAGAAGUAAGGUAAAGAAUGUAGGAAGCAAGGAAGCAAGGAAGCAAGGGGAUGAUCGGGGUUCUUUCUUCUCUUUAGCGUAGCCCGUGCUGCGUAGUGGCGCCAUUACUUCACUUCCUGUUUGACGGGCGCCGUUUAUAUAAAUAUAUCUCCGCACAUUGGUGCACGUAGUCUGCAGGCAUGGAGACCGAGAAGCACAGGCCCCGCCCCCCCUACCCGAGGCCCCACCCCCUGCACCUCCAGGACUGUGGUUCUUUUUGUUGUUGUUGUUCCUCUUGGAUCCCUCGUAUCAUGAUUUUUCUUUUCAUGUUUUUUGGGGGGUUUAUUCCCCCCCCACGUUGUUGUUUCUACUAGGUUUCCGACCUGUGGCUCUACGUCACCCCUUUCUUUUCGGGUUGUACGUUUGCAGAAAGCGCUGCGUGUUUCUGUUCUGUCUCUUUCAUUGUUCCAUAGCUCCGUGUAGAUGCUUGUCUGACCGGGGGGGGGGGCGGGUCAGGCGGACCCUCACUGCUGAUCAGCCAAUCAGGAGAGCAACAGUCUCCUGGCAUCACCUGGAGGAGGAGUUUCAUUUAACUGGAUCUAGUUAUUUUGUGUUUUUAAAAAAUUCCCGCCACAACUUUGUAGUUUUCAUUUCGUUGUCUCCCCCCCCCCCCUGCGGCGUCAUCGUCAAAGAGCUCGUUGCUAUGGUAACCCCGAUGUGAACGCACUCGCAUCUUGUGCACUGUAAAAAAACAAACACUGUAUAUCAGUCGACUGUCAGGUGUGAUCAGGGUACCCCCCCCCCCCUCUAUGGCGUCUGAUCCGCUUACUUUCGGUCCUCUUCUGUGUUUUUUUUCUCAGCGACGACUUCAGUCUCUUUUUUUUCUUUCCGGACUUUUCCCGGAUCUCGACUUGAGAGCGACUCCAAAAGCUUCUCCGAGCUACACGACAAAGACACUUUCUCACUUCUACAUGUUUGGCUUUGGGGAACAGAUCUAGUGGGGGGGGGGGGGGGGGGUUGGGUUGUUUGUCUUUUCUCCUAAGAUGUCACCCGUGGGUUUAAGAGCACUUCUUCACAAUACCUGCACUCAUAAAAACACUCCGAACACACGCGGCUGUGUUUGACUGGAGGAUAAUCGAAGCUUCCAACAUCGUGUCCCCGGAAUCGUUUUGUUGAAGCGGUCGUCAUCACGUCCUGAGACGGGUUAUUCCCUCGGUGUAAUCUCUCGAGCUCAGUCGAGGCUCUGAACUGGACACGGGGAGAAAUGGUUCGUCCCAACAACAAAAUAAACCAGCAAAGAAUAGUCUGGAUUGGAUCUCCCGCUAAUUCUAAAAUUUGAAAAAACAAAGUGGAGCCACUUUUUUUAUUACUGUGUAAUAGUUGGUCUUUUUUUUCUUCUUCUUCAAAGACGACAGUUAUGAGGCUCCAGCAGGGGGCGUGGUUCUGGGUCAUUCCUGGAGAACUGGGGCACGCGUAGGGCUCCGAUAGCGCCGAGAGACGGGAAGCUCAUGAGAUCACAGUUUUGGAUUGAUUGCAUGAUGUAAAUGUUUGUGUGAUUAAAUAAUUAUGAGGAAAACA
This is a messenger RNA of Pseudoliparis swirei, 6171 nucleotides long. RefSeq names its product kinesin-1 heavy chain. The transcript has 26 exons. The record is from RefSeq and is a predicted model, not a curated record. Gene Ontology annotation, molecular function: ATP binding; microtubule binding; microtubule motor activity. NCBI's taxonomy places the organism in Eukaryota, Metazoa, Chordata, Actinopteri, Perciformes, Liparidae. Gene Ontology annotation, biological process: microtubule-based movement. The coding region runs from base 1060 to 3972 and encodes 970 amino acids.